Molecule: messenger RNA, 4683 nt
Organism: Labeo rohita (rohu)
Lineage: Eukaryota; Metazoa; Chordata; Actinopteri; Cypriniformes; Cyprinidae
Gene: ttll5
Product: tubulin tyrosine ligase-like family, member 5
Exons: 32
Coding region: 166-3927 (1253 amino acids)
Biological process (GO): microtubule cytoskeleton organization; protein polyglutamylation
Cellular component (GO): cilium
Molecular function (GO): tubulin binding; tubulin-glutamic acid ligase activity
Source: RefSeq, a predicted model, not a curated record
AUAGUAACGGGCGUCAGGAGUUUAGCGCCGGUGUGGGCUAUGGAGCUAACGGUUAAUAAUUACACGUAAGACCACUCACCUAACACAAACAGAUGAGUUUUGUAGACUGGAGAUGAAUGCUGUCACACACACAUUGAGCUGACGCACAAACACACACAGACAGAGAUGCCAGCCGCAAGAGAACAGAAGGACGAAUCCGAGUCAUCGUCUGAAGAUGAGCUGGAGAAACAUCCAUGCAUUGCCUGGAGUGGUGUCAGUAAGCGGAUUCCUGUGCUGCUCUUCUGUGCAGAAGCCAUUGUGUCCAAAGAUGUGGCCAUCCGCUCUGUUGGAGAAAAAUAUAACUUGGCCUUCAAGAUUGUGCGUACGGAGAGCCGUCUUGUGCGUGGCAUACUGGUCAAUCAUGGAUUCCACGAGGUGCACCCAAAUAGCAACGAUUUUAACCUGAUGUGGACCGGCUCGCACCUAAAGCCCUACCUUAUGCGCUCUCUACAGGAUUUCCAGAAAGUCAACCACUUUCCCAGGUCGUACGAGCUCACGCGGAAAGACCGGCUCUACAAAAACAUCCAGAGGAUGCAGCAAACCCACGGCUUUCAAAACUUCCACAUCGUACCCCAGACCUUUGUGCUUCCUGCCGAGUACCAGGAAUUCAGCAGCUCCUUCAGCAAAGACAAGGGCGCGUGGAUCAUCAAACCAGUGGCGUCCUCCAGGGGCAGAGGCAUCUAUCUCAUCAGCAAUCCGAGUCAGAUCCCCCUGGAUGAGAAUAUUCUGGUGUCACGCUACAUCAGCAAUCCUCUGCUGAUUGACAGUUUUAAGUUUGAUGUGCGUCUGUAUGUGCUGGUGACCUCUUAUGAUCCUGUCCUGAUCUAUCUCUAUGAGGAGGGUCUGGCCAGGUUUGCCACGGUGAAGUAUGACCACGCCACGGCAAACAUCAAGAACCAGUUCAUGCAUCUGACCAACUACAGCGUCAACAAAAAGAGCAGUGACUACGUCAGCUGCGAUGACCCUGAAGUAGAGGAUUAUGGGAACAAAUGGAGCAUGAGCGCAAUGCUGAGAUAUUUGAGGCAAGAAGGCAAAGACACCACAUUGCUCAUGGGCCAGAUCGAGGAUCUUAUCAUUAAAGCUGUUCUGAGCGCUGAGAUCCACAUCGCCACAGCCUGCAAGAUGUUUGUCCCUCAUCGCUGCAACUGCUUUGAACUGUACGGUUUUGACGUUCUCAUUGAUUCCAACCUCAAACCGUGGCUCUUGGAAGUGAACCUCUCUCCCUCAUUGGCAUGUGAUGCUCCUCUUGAUUUAAAGAUAAAGGCCAGCAUGAUAUCUGAUAUGUUUUCUCUUGUGGGUUUUGUGUGUCAGGAUCCAUUAUUACGACAAGCGCGUCCUGAUAGAGCCGGGUUUGAUUCAAGAAUGAAGAAUCCUACCCAGAAAUCUCAGCGUCAGAGGCCGCCGUCCGCCAACGGUGCUGACCCAGAAGCUCAAAGAGAGAAAGCCGGCGCUAAGCAAGCGGAGAGUACUCUGGGUCUGACGGCAGAAGAGAUGAAAGUGCUGAGGAGGGUACAGGAGGAGUAUGACAGGAGGGGUGGAUUUGUUCGGAUCUUUCCUACUCCGGACACCUGGGAACUUUACAGUGGUUAUCUGGAAUACAAGACAUCUAUGAACGCCAUGUUGGCUAAUAAACUUUUCCAUGGAAGAUCUGUGAUCUCCCGUUCGAGGAACAGAGUGAAUGAUAGUGUAACUGUGGUUGUGGGGACCUUCUACACACACCAUGUAGUCCAGUAUGAAAGGAAGCUUCUUAGUCUGGAGGUGCGCAAACAAAGACGCAAACCUGGACGAGCCUCCGCCGGAAGAAAACGAGCAGGUCUCAAAGCGUCUCAGUCCCCUCACAUGAGUGAGAUUGAGGACGGGGUGGAGGAAGAGACGAAGCUGAAAUCGUCUCACCUCCACACAAACACCACACUGGAACAACACUCAAAACCCAGAGUCAACCUGCUCCACAUUCUCCAGCAAGGAUGGGACCUCAGUAAGGUUCAAGCACGCAUGGCCUUCUCCUCUUACCUUCACCGUGUGCAGCUGCGUCUGCUGGCCGAGAGCAGAGCCAACAGGAGCCCAGCCUGGACACAGAAGGAACACGAUCAGAUGGAGCUGGUUGUUCGCUUUCUAAAGAGAGCCAGCAGUAACCUGCGUCAGGACGUGUGUCUGGAGGAUCCCAGCCCUCAGCUGAGUCUGCCGGACCGCCAGCGCAUCCUCUCCAAUCAGCUUGGCAACUUCAUACAGCUCUAUAACGAGGAAACCAAGCAAAUGGUGGAGAGUUUGGACAAGAUUCCAGAUGAGGAUCGCUGCAUUAACUCCAAUGUUUUCCAGGAGUUUAUUCUGGAGGCCAGUGAAAGUGACUUGGAGGAAGUCCUCACAUUCUACACACAGAAGAAUAAGUCUGCCAGCGUGUUUCUGGGCACGAAGUGUGGCGGCAGCAGAGUCGAGAGGAACAGCGAGGAGAACACAGAGACAGCUGCAUGUAUCAACAUGGACAACUCUAAUGGUUUAGACAACACAAAUGCAGUCAGCAAGACCCAAAACACAGACAGCGCUGCAGCUCAAACAGGAGACCAGGGCCAAAGUAAUUUAACCCGAAGCACAGAAAACUGUAGUGAACCUAAACGUAGUAACAAAAUCAAAUGCAACUCGUUGCAAAAUGGACACUUUCAAAGCAAAAGCCAAAAUGGAGACUGCACCAAUAUUGAAGUGCCACCCAAUGCUUCGACUGCCGUGGACACUGAAUCAAGAGCGUCACAAGAUGGGACAAGCAGGACUCAGACUGCUGCUGUCAGAAGCAAGAAAACUCUGUUAAAAACGGGCGGCGAUCAGCCGUACGCUGCAGCUCUAGAGUGUGAACAGAUUGUCUUACAGCACUGCCUUCCGCCGCCUUACAUCCAGCCGCCGCCACAUCCAUUGGCCAACAGCUCGUCCAGCGUCACGCCGCCGUCUGUGUGUGUCACGUGGGCCUCUGCACGCAACCAAUCUAUUAAACCAACAGCUGCCCAACAGAUCAAUCCAACCUCUGUGAACACUUUCGUCCCUAGAGCCACACACAUCUCCAUCCAGAGAUCAUCACGGCCGUCCUCCGCAGGAUACGUCAGUCAGAAGCCCAGUCUAAGUACAUGUAAGUCCAGACCUGGUUCUGCUGGUUUGCUGAAAGAGACGGACUCGCUGUCGGCUCAGGCUCAGUCCAAUCAGCAGGCCAUCGUAGCUGCUCUGCGCAAACUAGUGGAGAAACAGGCGGCUCGCCAGUACAGCACAUCCAGUCACAUCAGCCUCCUCACACAGCACCUGACGAAUCUGAAUCUGGCCAAUGGUUUCUUCAGCAAAGGGGGUCUCACGCUGAGUCCUGGUGUCAGGCACGGGCCUGUGAGAGCGGUGCACAGGGACACGACCGCUGGGAACUCUGGUCUCAGGGCUGCGUGUGAAGCCGAGUCCGUGUGUAACGUCGAUCCGCCGGGCGCUCAGAAGCAGGGAAACUACCAGCUCCAGUUCGCCAUCCAGCAGCUGCAGCAGCAGAAGCUGCGCUCCAGACAGCUGCUCAACCAGAGCCGCACACGUCAGCAGGCCAUUCUGUCAGCACACACCCUCACACCUGCGGCUUCAGCGCGACCUCACGCUCCCAGCAGCCCUAUGAACCAGCCUUUGAGACGCACCCUCCACCAGACGGGCAGCGCCGGACUCCUCACGCUCACCCCCAAACCCCCCAGCAGCGCACCGAGAGACGGACGUGUGCGCAAGACCGUAGCACACUCUCUCCACAAGAAAGCAUUAUCUGAGCCUCCAGCCGGUCAGGGCGGCACCAGUGGACAGCAUGUGGUGUAUGAUACUGUGUGUGCAAAGACAGGUCUGUCAGUGUACAGUAAACUCUUUAACACUCAGGGCUCCUGGAACAGAUGAAUGAAGCCAAAGGUCAGCCGCACCAAUCAGCUGCUCUCUAGGAUCACUUUACAUACAGAGAUCAAGAGAUCUACGUCCUCCUCUACACCUGCGCAAAACACGGACAUUAAGAGUUCACCUCUUCACUCUCAAUAUGCUGUCUUCUGAUAAUCAGUAUCAGCCUUAUGUGUGUCUUUUCUGAGUGUGUGAUUGUACAUGAAAUACUUUGCUUUGAUUGGAUCUGUUCCACAGUCUGAAGGCGCCCUGACUGUCGCUGCCGCUUAUGUGCAGUUGUCCAGGCUUCAUUUUCACCCCACAUCUGAUGCCAUGUGAAGGGCGCACGGACUGACGGCUCGCAACAGCUGCGACACGAGCACACGGAGCGAAACGCAGCAACAGCAGGCCAUCGAGCUCACGAGAGCGCCCAUCACGUUUAUCCAUGUUUACAUGUACAGAUAGAAGAGUUAAAAUUCUUAGUAAAGAGCUUUCGGCACCGCUUGCUAAUGAUCGCUAACAACUUCUGUUCAAGUGCCUCGUUCAGGUGUGAGGAACCGCAGGAGCAGCUCUGAUCUGCGGUGUAGAAGCGUCAACAUCCAGGUAAAAGUGACGCCUCUGUGAGUUUGUAAACACUUGACCAUUUUUGACCAAUGUCCUGAUAAAACUUGAUGCACCAUGGUCAACACUGCUGUGCUAAAGGGAUGACAUUGUGUUUGAUUUUAGUUUGAUGCUUCACUUUAAAAGAGAAGUCCACUUCCAGAACAACAAUUUACAGAUAAU